Molecule: messenger RNA, 3934 nt
Organism: Dreissena polymorpha
Lineage: Eukaryota; Metazoa; Mollusca; Bivalvia; Myida; Dreissenidae
Product: general transcription factor IIH subunit 2-like
Biological process (GO): regulation of transcription by RNA polymerase II; DNA-templated transcription; nucleotide-excision repair
Cellular component (GO): transcription factor TFIIH core complex; transcription factor TFIIH holo complex
Molecular function (GO): zinc ion binding
Source: RefSeq, a predicted model, not a curated record
UAUUGUAUAAUUGUCGUUCAUGUCUGUGAUGAUUUAUAUAUUAUAUUGUUCAAUUUAAAAUGCAUUGAAAUGCAAUGUAAAUUAUAUAUAUGAUUGUAUCACACUAGUGAACAUUCGUUAAUACUUAAUGCUUGCUAGCUAAUUAUUGUCACCAUAUUUUUAUAUUCAUACGGUAAACAGUGUUUUGAGAAAAAAUAUCGAAAGUUAUUAAGUUUUCAUUUGUAGAACGAAGUGCUUUGUACUCCGAGUAAAGUGUUUUUCAUUCGUCAAGGCAUGUAGUUUCUCAACUUAGUUGUGUUCACGCUCUUCAAAUAGGAGAUUGUACGGCAUUUCAUGCAUAAAGAGACCUACAUAUUUAGUUUUUGCGUUUCAUUACGACAAAUUUAAGGUACUGUCCACUCAUAAUUGUGCAUUGAUUAGAGGAGAACAAUUGAACAGUUAUGGCUGAAGACGACGAUAAGGGAUACCGAUGGGAAACGGAAUAUGAGAAAACAUGGGAGAUACUGCAGGAAGAUACUGAGGGUGGCUUGCAGGCCAGUAUAGAUGAUCUGGCACACAAGGCAAAGAGACGGAAACUUUUGGAGAAAAUUACCAAUGUCCGACUUGGAAUGAUGAGGCACAUGUUUAUCAUUAUAGACAUGUCUGCCUCCAUGAAUGAUCAGGACUUGCGACCUACUAGACUUGUUUGCUCCCUGAAGCUGUUGGAGCACUUUAUUGAGGAAUACUUUGACCAGAAUCCCAUCAGCCAGCUGGGUGUCAUUGUCACAAAGAACAAGCGCGCAGAGAAGAUCACAGAGCUAGGAGGUAACCCCAGGCGUCACAUUAGUGCGGUACAGAAGCUGAAGGAGCGGACCUGUCAGGGGGAGCCUUCUCUACAGAACUCUCUGGAACUGGCCAUGCAGACUCUCAGGCACAUGCCUAGCCAUGCCAGUAGAGAGGUGGUGUGUAUAUUUGGCAGUCUGACCACAUGUGACCCUGGAGACAUCCUGGAGACAGUCAAGCUGAUGAGUGUGAACAACAUUCGGUGUUCCAUGGUGGGUCUGGCAGCUGAGGUCCAUAUCUGCAAGCGUCUUUGUACAGACACAAACGGUCAGUACACAGUGAUCCUGGAUGAAGGUCAUUUCAAGGACCUGCUUAACCAGCAUACUAGCCCGCCCCCUGCCCAGAAUAACACAGAAUCUUCUUUGAUUCGUAUGGGUUUCCCACAUCACCAGCUUGGAGGAGAGAAGGACAAACCAGCUAUGUGUAUGUGUCAUUUGGACAGUAAGACAGUGGAAGGGUUCAGCACCACGGGCUACUUCUGUCCACAGUGCAAGAGUAAAUACUGCGAACUGCCCGUAGAGUGUAAAGCAUGUGGUCUGACGCUGGUGUCUGCCCCACACUUGGCUCGCUCCUACCAUCAUUUGUUCCCACUGGAUCAGUCCAUAGAAAUGUCAAGUGCAGACUUUGACCCUGGACAAAAUAUAUAUUGUUAUGGUUGUCAGAUUAAGAUUCGAGAUCCCACCGUAUACAGAUGCAGAAGAUGCAACAACCUGUUCUGUAUAGACUGCGAUAUCUUUGUCCACGAGACCCUUCAUUCGUGCCCUGGAUGUGCAUGCUCCAGGAAGACACAGACUUCUGAGGCAGUGUUCAUUUGAGCCUCGUUCUUGGAAAACAGGGCUAGAUGCAUGUGCGUCAAGUGUCGUCACAGAUUAGCCUGUGCAGAAAGCACAAACUGGGCUAGAUGCAUGUGUGUCAAGUGUCGUCCCAGAUUAGCCUGUGCAGAAAGCACAGGUUAAUCAGGGACGACACUUUCUGCUUUCACUGGAUUUUCACAAAGAAGAAACUUCUUUUUUAGAAAAUAUACCAUAAAAGCAGAAAGUGUACUUCCUGAUAAGCCUGUGCAGACUGCACAGGCUAAUCAGGGAAUACCCUUUAUGCACAUGAAGUUAGCCCAGUUUUAGUAGAAGGCGGCUCAUUUGAUGUUACAUCCUGUGAAGUGUUACCUCCUGUUUGGCGGCUUGAUUGAAGAAGGGACAUUCCCAUUGUAGAUUGUGUCUAAUACCUUACAUAUUGUGUCUAAUACCUUACAUAUUGUGUCUAAUACCUUACAUAUUGUGUCUAAUACCUUACAUAUUGUGUCUAAUACCUUACAUAUUGUUCAUUGUAGAUUGUGUCUAAUACCUUACAUAUUGUUCAUUGUAGAUUGUGUCUAAUACCUUACAUAUUGUUCAUUGAAAUUCGAAAUGACCUAUCAGCAUAAGUGCCAAGAUGGCCUAUAAGCCCUACAGACUUCUUUACAGAUGAAUGUGCAUCGAAAGUGAAAAUGACAUGUCAGCAUGUGUCAGCAUAUGUGUAGAAAACAACUGUAAGCCCUUGUCUUUGUUUUAUGAAAGCCAAAAUGGCCUAUUAACAUAUCUGCAAAGACGUCUGAUAACCCUUAAUUGGCCUCACCAGUUCAUUGUCCAGUGAAAGCCAAAAUGUCCAAUCAGUAUGUGUACAAAUGUGGCUAAUGAGCCUCUCUGACCGUGAACAGAUAAUUGUAAUACUUAAGCCCGAAUGGUUUAUCAGCAAAUAAGUCUCAAUAGCUGAUUGUUCCAUGAACGCCAAAAUGCCCUAUGAACAUGCAUGGCAGAUAAGACCUUGGUCUCAAAUGACAAAGUCGUCAAAACAUGCUAGUAACUUAUUUCUUUUCUGAACAGAUAUUCAUAAUGUUCAUUUUGUGUUGGUAAAUCACUGCCCUAAAACAAAGAUAAUUCAAUAUCUUAUGAUGUUUGUAGCUUUUUAUGCCCCCUGUAAGGUGGCAUAUAGCAGUUGAACUUUCAGUCCGUCUGUCUGUCUGUCUGUGUGUCCGUCCGAAAACUUUAACAUUGGCCAUAACUUUUGCAUUAUUGGAGAUAGCAACUUGAUAUUUGGCAUGCAUGUGCAUCUCAUGAAGCAGCACAUUUUGAGUGAUGAAAGGUUAAGGUCAUCCUUCAAGGUCAAGAGUAAAAAAUACAAUCCAAGGGAAGAAAUAAGCUUUAAAAGGGAGAUAUUUUCUAAACCUGCCAAAUGAUAUACAUGUAUUGAAAUUUUAUUUCAAAGCGGCGCAAUAGGGGGUAUUGUGUUUCUGACAAACACAUCUCUUGUUUGACGUAAAAACGACCGAUGAUUUUAAAGUUUACUAACGAGAGCUGUCAUCUAUUCAACUGAAUGUUUGAAACAGUACAGACUUUUGUGGCAUUAAUAGUUGCAAUAUUAUACUCGAGCUCUGUAGUUUUGAACAUCUGGAAAGCCUGGUUCUGGAAAACCGUGCUUAAUGCAUGUGAGUAGUGUCACCCCAGACAAGCCUGCGCGGUCCGUACGGGCUAAUCAGGGACGACACUUCCAGCUUUUAUAAAAAAAACAUUCUUUUGAAGUAAGCCUCUUCUUAGCAGAAAGUCCAGAUUAGGCAGACAGUGUCGUCCCUGAUUAGGCAGACAGUGUCGUCCCUGAUAAGGCAGACAGUGUCGUCCCUGAUAAGGCAGACAGUGUCGUCCCUGAUUAGGCAGACAGUGUCGUCCCUGAUAAGGCAGACAGUGUCGUCCCUGAUUAGGCAGACAGUGUCGUCCCUGAUUAGGCAGACAGUGUCGUCCCUGAUAAGGCAGACAGUGUCGUCCCUGAUUAGGCAGACAGUGUCGUCCCUGAUAAGGCAGACAGUGUCGUCCCUGAUAAGGCAGACAGUGUCGUCCCUGAUAAGGCAGACAGUGUCGUCCCUGAUAAGCCGGUGCAGACGACACUUGCUUAUCUGGGACGGCACUUCAAUGUACAUGCACUAAGCCCAAAUAUCCCAGGUCGAGGCACUGUAAGUCUGAAACGUAUGAACAAACAUUGAUCUUUUGUAUGAAUUGUUUGUUAAAGAUUUGCCUGUUGUCGUUGCAUUUGCGUGUGUAUUUGCUCAUACAUUUGUAUGAUAAUAAAGACGUUUACACUUUAA